GUGUGUCCAAUUUGUUUGUGUGACGGCUGGGCGGCUGGUGUGCGGUGGUUGUCGCCCGUGAACUGCGAGGCCACAGACGACCGAAAAGCGACAGAGUGCUGGCAGCGUGUCACUAUCAUCUGCCCCGGUUGCAGGUUGCCCGGUCUCCACGUACAGACUCGAAGUGUCCGCGAGUGGCCCCCUCUUCCGGUCUUUGUGUCUCGGGUCGCAGGCGAGGAAGCAGCACUUUUGUGCCAAGGUGAUAAACCGAGGCUGGCCGAUCUCGCCAUCUUCGUGGCCCGAUUCUGCCACCGCUUGCUCCGGCAUACCCCGCCCUCCUCGGUCCUCGGACGCUCUGAUUGGGUCUGUCACCCACCCACUAUUCGUCUUAACCUUGCGCUUCGGUCAGAUCAAUGGCAUCAGAAAUGGUGUGUUGCUGCCAACGGUAGAUGGAUUCGCGUUUUUCCAAGUCACCGAAAGCCGUCUCGUGUGCCCGGCAUGGGCCGAUUGGGCGAAAUAAUCGGGUCAAAUGUACACGUUUCCAUAACGGAACGACCACGGGUUAGAGAACAAAGUCAGCCCUGUCCGCCAUGA
Molecule: messenger RNA, 573 nt
Organism: Protopolystoma xenopodis
Lineage: Eukaryota; Metazoa; Platyhelminthes; Monogenea; Polystomatidea; Polystomatidae
Source: the annotation of a GenBank genome assembly